UCACUUAUCAGUUCCAUGCUGGUGCAGACAUCCAUUUGAAAUGCGGGGAAGACUUAGAGCCUACACUUGUAAUUUGGCGCGAUCCGCUCAAUAAAACUACUUCUAAACGAACUUUAAUGCUAAUGAAUGUCACAGUUGCACAGUCCGGUGAAUACUACUGCCAGCUAUACCAUAAUAAAGACAUGGAAUUUCAUCAGUCGACUUUUGUUCUGAUACAAGAUAAACCAUCUCACCCCAUUUUAAUACAUGCACAGGCGUUAUCGGAAAGUUCAUUGAAUGUUUCUUGGACUGCUGGAGCCAAUCAAAACAGUCCUAUCUCACUUCAUUCUGUUUACCUCCACGAUGAGAAUGGUUUGGUGUUACAGAAGAACGUUUCGUUUCCACUAUCUGGUACAACACUUCAUAAUUUAAAACCGUAUACUUGCUAUACUUUGUUUAUCCGUGCUUUGAACGAUGUUGGGUGGAGUGACUUCAGUAAUCCCGAACAUUUAUUAACUCUUCCUGGUUUGCCUGUUGCACAUCCAACAGUCCAUGUGAUCAAUGUGUCGAGUCAUUCCAUUUUCAUAGGCGUUGAAAACACAAAUCUUAAAGGAGUAAACCCGGAUAAUGCCAAAAGAUGUUCAAGCCAGGAUACUCGAUUCGCAACGUCUCUUCUUGGUCCUUUAACAGCCUAUACUGUCACAGUUGCCACUAUGCAGCCCUAUAAACUUAUUUCAAAGGAGCAACAUCAUGCAUCUACAUCUUAUCCACAGGUUUUAGUCAUAUCACCUCUGAAUCCAUUCACACGAUACAAUCUGUCUUUCGCUUUUUACAAUGGUCGUUUCGUGGGCCCGUCUUCUUCACUUGUCGUUUCAACAACAGAAGGAAUUCCAGAUAAACCCAAAAUAAUAAAUUCAAGGAGUUCAUCAAAUUCAGUGGUAAUCAACUGGGAGAAUGAAACUGUUACCGUUGGAAAAAUAAUUGCUUAUAAAGUAGAGCUACAUACAUGUCCUGGGAAUGACACUGUGAUAUCAAAGAGGUUGAAAGCUGUUCAGCUGAAUGCAACAUCUCAACACUUUGCAUUUGAAAAUCUGGAUCCCAGCACGUGUUAUGUUGUUCACUUAGCGUCUGCUACAAAAGCCGGGUUCAGCACUUUCAGCAAAAUUGAAGUUCAAACAGAAUCAAACGCUCCAUCACCACCUUUUGUUGUGGGCGCUUCUUUUUUGGAAACAAACGAGAUUCUGGUCAACUGGACAUGUACAAACGAAUGUUCGUCGGUUUUAAAAAACCCAAGAUUUUCAGUGUGCUGGUAUUUUCACUUGUUUCCUUCUGAAAAAAAGUGUCUACCCACUCAAACAUCAAAUAAAAUGAAAUCGGCCUAUUGUUAUUGUGAUGAACAAGAAAAAUUUCAAUGGACGACUUUCCCAUCAUCUUCUAUUUUUGAUGAAGCGAAAUCUGGUCGAAUAAUUUUCACUGUUCGCUCAAGUAUUCCAAGAAUAAAUUGUGCUGAUUACCAGCAAGACUGUGAAAUUCAAAGUGAUGACUCCAAUAUAGUCAUUUUAGAUCUUUUAUCUUCCCCGUCACAUCGACGUCUUCAGACUACACGAAAGUAUGAUUUCAAUGUUACAAUCGCGGCAAUAGUAUCUUUUACACUGCUGAUUUUCUUCUGUGUGAUAAUUGCAGCUUGUUUUGCAAAUCGAGUGCAUUGUUUCACUGUCAUGUGUCUGACUGGGGCUUCGUGUUAUCGUAAAGCAGAUGUACCAGCUAAAUAUCGUCGUGUAACACCAUUUCGUUUGAGUAAAACUAAUCAUAAGGCAAUUUCAAGCGCAGAAUUUCGUGACCACGUUAACACUUGUCAUGCUGAUGAUGAUGCUGGAUUUCAAGCUGAAUUUGAAUCGUUGGAGCAGAAUGUUCAAAAUGAUUGGCCAACAUCUGUUGCUCGAUCCCCAGAGAAUAUUGCGAAAAAUCGAUAUUCCAACAUCUUGGCUUAUGACCACUCAAGAGUUGUACUCAAAGAAACUGGAACAAAAAGUGAUUAUAUUAACGCGAACUAUGUGGAUGGUUAUCAUCGUCGAGCAGCAUAUAUAGCUGCUCAAGGCCCUAUUCCAUCAACUUUUGAUGAUUUCUGGCUAAUGGUAUGGGAGCAAAUGUCCAAUGUAAUUGUUAUGAUAUCUAAUUUUGUUGAACGUGGUCGACGAAAAUGUGAUAAAUAUUGGCCUAGUUCAGGUCAACAAACCUAUGGGAAUAUAUCAGUUCGUAUUGUCUCCGAGGUUGUACGGGCAUUCUACACCUUUCGGGUGUUCUCUAUCCGUAAUAUCAAGGCUAAACGUAGUUCUAAAGAUCGUUUUGUCUAUCAUUAUCAGUAUACAGAUUGGAGAGAUUUUGAUGUACCACCAUCUCCACUUCCAGUAUUGAAAUUUGUAGAAGCUUCUAUUACUCACUGGACAUUAGAAAAGGGUCCAAUUGUGGUGCAUUGCAGCGCCGGUGUUGGUCGAACUGGUACCUACAUUUGUAUUGAAAGUCUAAUACGUCAGCUUAAAGUGGAAAAGGCUGUUUCUGUUCGAGGAUUUUUGGAGCAUAUACGCCAACAACGCAUGAAACUUGUACAGACAGAACAACAAUAUGCUUUUAUUCAUGAUGCAUUAUGUGAAUAUAUACUAUAUCCGUGUCAUUCAAUUCAUCCGUUACACUUCAGUGAUUAUGUGAGACAUUUAUAUGAAUUAGAUCAAGCAGGUGUAUCGAACUUAAAGAAACAAUUUGAUAUGUGUAUGGAUUUCGGAUAUAACUCCAUCGGCGGCAGUACGAACUCGGGUAAUUCAAUUGUGGAUCAAAUGAAAUUGCCUAUAUCUACAGGUAUUUCUGAUAGUUUAGGCAUUGAUUUUUCUAUUCUUCAUGGAUUCUUAAAUGUCUGUGAGUAUAUUGUUAUUCGGCAUCCAUUAGGCAAUAAUAUUACUGACUUUUGGAAAAAAGUAUGGGAUGCUAAUUCAUCGUUGAUUGUAUGCCUGUCCGAUGAAAGUCUACUACCAUUUUGGCCAGAUGAAACUGAGCAGACAAGAACUAUUGGCUGGUUACACAUAAAUUUUACCCGUAAGGAACAAUGUAGUGAUUCGUUAGUACGCUUCCAAUUCUUACUAACAUCUGAUCGAGAGGAUUAUGCCCUACCAUUUACACUAUGGCAGUUUAAUAGAUGGCCAUCUGUUGAGUUGGAAAAUCCACAAGAAUCAAGAAUUGCUUCAGAAUUACUUGUAUUGGCAACACGUUUAACACAGGAUAAUUUGAAAUUUCCAAGUUCACCUGCGCCUAUCGUCCUAGUAGAUGAAACUGGUGGUUAUCGAGUGGGUACAUUCUGUGCAAUUCGUAUUCUAAUCAGUCAAUUUAUGGAUGAUUUCCUUCUCGAUGUCUAUUUUGUCUUCAAGAUGUUAUGUCUUCAACGACCUCAUAUAUUUCGAGGUUACUGGGAUUUAGAAUUCAUUUAUACACUGAUGCAAUACUAUUUAAAAAAUGAACUAUCCUCUUCAUGGUGUUCGAACAUAACAACAACAACAACAGAUCCACGUUAUGGAACUUUAUCGUAUUUACUUGAAGGACGAAAUACUACUGCUACUACUAAUAAUCACCCUGGCAGCAGAAUAUCUCCAGUUGCUAUUGGUGAUGGUGGUGGGAGUGGUGAUGGUGUUGGUGAAAACACUUCACCUAAACGCAUCCUGGGACAACUUUUCUUCAAUCGUCGUAGAUUUACACAUUCAUCAAAGUGUAAAUAUCAUUGUCUCACCAACAACGAUAAUAAUAAUAAUAAUAUCCCAUUAUUACUUAAUGGAAGUACUAAAUAUCAUCAUCAUCAUCAAAUCAAUAAAACGGCUAUCAAUUCACUUUUACAUGACAAUGAUGAAGAUGAGUGCAAUAUGAAUAGUAAUCAUCAUAAUCAUAAUAUUACCAACAGUAUUGAUGGUCCAUUGACUGAUGCAUAUCAUCGUGAAGAAUCACUUGUUGUAGACAAACAUCAUUACAACAGUAAUGUUAGGACAAUAGAACCACCAUCAUCAUAUUGUUGUGAUGGUAUUCAAUCAAGAAAAAAGCAUCAAUCUGUUGAAUUUCUUUCAUUCCAAACAAAUCAUCCUUCGCAUAUUCCAAAACAGGUUCCUAAUCAUUAUCAUCAUCAUGCAGAAUAUCCUACUCUGUGA
Trichobilharzia szidati is the source of this 4160-nucleotide messenger RNA. The record is from the annotation of a GenBank genome assembly. Lineage: Eukaryota; Metazoa; Platyhelminthes; Trematoda; Strigeidida; Schistosomatidae.